GUACUGAGUCGGCGCGAAAUGACAUUAUAGAGUGGGGGGGCAGUAACCCUAAGAGCACCGCACGGGAAGGUUGUGUCGCCCCGCGCCGUAAACAGACCGCGAUCUCCGCAAACUCACAUAAACAUCAACUACGAUGUUAUGAUUUAAAACGAUACAAAAAUGUACCAACAAGUUCAUUGCCGGUUAUAAUUAGUGUAUUAAACCACGUGUAAAAAUAAACUAUGCGGUGUAAAGUGCGAAGUGACGUUAAUCAGUAGUGUCAAGCAUGACCGCGGGUCCAAUUAAAAGAGAUAAUCUCAGAUGGAACCAGUUCAAGUGUAUAGUGCUUUUGCAUCUUUUGUUCAGCUUUCCGUGCUCCAUAAAAGCUCAAUCUCGGGCUCCUCGCAUAAAGGAACAUCCAGCUGACACAAUAGUCGGCAGGAGUGAGCCUGCUACUCUGCGCUGUGUCUCAGAAGGAAAACCGAAGCCCACGAUCCAGUGGUAUAAAGAUGGCUCCCCACUCGCUCCCACUGACCACCCACACAGAGUCCUGCUGGAGGAUGGACUCUUGUUCCUUAGGGUUAUGCGUGGCAAGAAGGAAAACGACGAGGGUGUGUAUUGGUGCGUCGCACGCAACUCUGUCGGCGAGGCCGUCAGUAAGAACGCAACACUCACUAUCGCUGUUCUUCGAGACGACUUCAGAGUAGAACCUCGAGAUGUAAAAGUAGCCAGCGGGGAACCCGCCGUACUAGAAUGUUCUGCCCCGAAGGGCGUACCAGAUCCAGGAGUACAUUGGACGAAGGACGGCCAAAGUUUAGACGUCGAAGUUAACGGGAGAAUAAUGAUCGUAAAUGGUGGUGAUUUAAGAAUACUAGAAAGUCUUCCAACGGAUAGUGGGGUAUAUAGAUGUGUAGCGUCCAAUGUGGCUGGAGAGAGACAGUCUCGCCCCGCGACGUUACUCGUGUUACGGCGACCACAUUUUCUAGUGAAACCUAAUAACAUAACGGCAUUGAUAGGCCAGAAUGUUGAGUUUCACUGUCAGGCAUCCCCAGAAUCAGAUGUGUCAGUGACGUGGUCUCGCGACACUGGUUCAUUAUCGCCGUACGCGAUCAUUCGUCGAGGAUCACUGAGAAUAGAUAGAGUUGUUGCUACUGAUGCUGGAACUUAUACGUGCAGAGCUGAAAGCCAAGCCGGGACUAGUAUUGCAUCUGCCUCGCUUACUUUACAUUCUUUACCUCAUUUCACUCGAGUGCCUUCAGACCAAACUGCCUGGGAAGGGGAAGCAGUGUCUUUCCCGUGCGAAGCCGAGGGCACACCGCUGCCUGUCGUCUUUUGGACCAUGGAAGGGUCACAAGAAUUAGUGUUUCCUAAAUCAACUCAUGGUACCGGGUCUUUGUAUCUGGAUCGGGUUACGACGAAACAUGCUGGUAGAUUGACGUGCGUAGCUGUGAGUGCAGCUGGAAGUGCUUUGCAUACCGCAACUUUACAGGUAUUAAGAAGAGAAGCUAACUCAUUCAAUGGUGAUUUAGAAACAUCGUCUCCAUACCCAGAUCUUUCUAAACAUCAGAAUCAUCCGCCAAUGACGCAGUAUGAGUUAGUUCAAGCGCGCCGAUAUUUACAGCAAGACGUUUUAGCUUUAAGAAGGGUUGAAGGCAUUUCUGCCACUACAGUCAAAAUUGUUUGGGAUGUGUUAACAGAUUACAAUGAAUACUUAGAAGGUGUCAAAAUAUGGUUUAACGGGACCUCUCUAAAUCGACAAUACGUUAUAGAAGAAGAUUAUCGGCAUUCCAAUAUUUCUUAUAAAGAAAGUUUAGCAGAUUUUAGAAAAUACGAAAACUUUUCAAUGACCACAGUACACAAUAGUGGGUCUUCUAGUCAUGUUUUAACUGGUUUAUUACCUCACGCUCAAUAUGAUGUGUUCUUGAUGCCAUUUUACAAGUUACUAUUGGGUAAACCCUCUAAUAUGAAGUCUGGUGUUACGGAAGAAGACGUUCCAACAGAGCCGCCACAAAGCGUCACAGCGGGAGUGAUAAAUGCGACGUCAGCGUGGAUUCGGUGGGAUCCGCCGCCCCCGCAUACAUGGAACGGUGAACUAUCCGGUUAUUUGAUUGAGGUUCGCGUGGGUGGUAGUACUGGCGGUCGCGUGGUCGGUCAAAUGUCGCUGGGUGCUAAGACGCGCGCGGCUGCGGCAAGCUCACUGCGGGCCGGCGGGCGCUACAGUGCUCGCGCGGCCGCUGUCACGCGCCGCGGACACGGCCCGUUUAGCGCGCCCGCUCAUAUACACAUGCUGCCCACGCUGUCACAAAGGCACUACGUACAGACGGAACCAUCGACGGACAAGGCGAUAGUGUCAAUGUUCCAAGAAACUUGGCUGCUGGCAUUAUGUCUAACUUUGUUAGUGCUAGUACUUGUCGGCACUGGAGUUGUUGUUUAUUUAAGGCGAAAGCAGUCUAAACAAAGAAAGAGCCAAAACACGACUGGAACUGCAAUUGUAAAUGCUCAACAAUGUCUUUUAGGUAAAGAAGCUGUUUGGUUGCGAGAAAGACCUAUGUUUGAAGGUUCCAACGAACCUAGAAUAGAAAUUUUGAAUUGCCAUCAAAGUCUAUUGCAUGGUGGUCAUUCCAUAGGUACUAUGUCAAUGGAAGCUGAGUACAGUCUUCCUCAGCAUACGAAUGUUUUGAAUCCAAUUCCAGAAGAAGGUCAAAGAAGACUUCAACCGGAACCGUAUGCUUCCAGUGCUAUUUAUACGGAAUUAAAUUAUCAGGAUCACACCGAUGCAGAAGACUCAUGCAUGAAGUGUGCUGUUAGUCCUGGCUCAUAUGACAACAGCAUGGUCCGGUCUUACGGAGAAAGUAAUCAAUACUCAAAUGAAGAAUGCUCUACAUGCUGCCGGAGUAGCAGCUCGACCCUCACGAAAGAUUACAGUGAAAUGACAAAAUGUGGGAAUGAGGAUGAAAUUCAGGACAUGUCUAUAGAAGACUGCCCAUCCUGCAAAACAAACCAUUCUAGAUCUUCGAGCCAUCAUGAUGCCAACAAAGAGUGGGCUAUGGCUGAAGUAGAAUAUGAUUACCCUCAAUGGCAUUGGUUGGGAAGGGAAAAUACAUUUAGGCAAACAAAUCAAGAUGUGAGGUACGCAACGGAAGGUCGAAGCGAUCAAGAUUGUAGAAUGAACUUAUGUGAUAUCUUGCCGCCACCGCCUUAUGAGAGGGAGUCACAGUAUCGAGAAAUGCACGCAUUCACCAAUCACUCAGGGACUUCAGGUUGUUCAGGACACUCUUAUAGGAGUUAAUUAAAUUGUAAAUUAAUAUCACUAGGAUGUAAUACAAGCAAUAUUACUUUAUAGUGAACUGUACAAAUGUAUAAAGGUCUUUGCAUAUUAAGAACAUUAAGGUAACGAAGGAUACCUGUUACACCGUCGCGUAAUUCAAUGAAAAUAUAUAACAAAAAUUUUCCAAGUAAAAUCGUAUUAGCAUAUUUAAAGCUUGCUUGUUUGCAAAAUAAAACGAAUUUGGAAACGGGUCUGCAUUGCCAAGUUCCGAUAAGGAAUAACAGACAGUUUACAACGCUGGAAGACUAAACGCUAUCUUAUUCAUAGCAAGUAAAACGAGUAUCUAACCGAGUACAUAUUCGAGACGAAUUUAAGUAUUUCCUUUAAAUUAAAAUGAUAUUACGUAUUAUGUAAAAUGUAGUCUUAUAACGUAUAUUAAAUUAGUAGCUAGUAGUUAUUUUUAACGAUUUGUAUAUUAUUCUAUCAUUGUAAGGAGAGAUUGUUUGAAAUAUGAGUGAUUGAUCUAAAUUAUAAUUACGCGACGGUGUAACAGACGGCUUUGAAGAUUGUAGCUCUUGUGGACGUGUUUACAAAUAGACUGCUAUGUAACGUAUUGUAGGCAUUAGGUUUUCAUCUUUCUCUAGUGACUGUGAUAUAGUAUAAUUUCGUAUUCAAAUUUACGUUUUAUGUAAAUAUUUUGAAAUGUUUGAUAUCCUUAUACAAUUUUAUCAUUGACGUAUUUAUUGAGUGUAGCGGAUUGGUAGUUCGGGAGAGAACCAAAAUUUUUAAAAUGAGUAUUUUAACGAUCACAGUUGUAUGUAUAUCAUUUUGUACUGAGACAGGAUUCCUACACUGAAUCAGAUGAUAAUUUGUACUUUGUAAACCAGCUUAAUUAAACUGGAUGAAUUUUU
Messenger RNA from Trichoplusia ni (cabbage looper), 4158 nucleotides. Its product is annotated as neogenin-like. Bases 266 to 3268 code for a protein of 1000 amino acids. The record is from RefSeq and is a predicted model, not a curated record. Gene Ontology annotation, biological process: homophilic cell-cell adhesion; dendrite self-avoidance; axon guidance. Gene Ontology annotation, cellular component: axon; plasma membrane. Gene Ontology annotation, molecular function: cell-cell adhesion mediator activity. The transcript is spliced from 17 exons. NCBI's taxonomy places the organism in Eukaryota, Metazoa, Arthropoda, Insecta, Lepidoptera, Noctuidae.